GCCCAGUGUGUGGUUCCGGGACCCACCUCGACUAGCAGUAGGAGUGUGUCCCUGACGGAAUCUUCGGGCUAUGGAUCGACCUGGCUGGACAGCCUCGCUGGUGGCUGGUGGAGUAGCAGGUGUUUCUGUUGACUUGAUAUUAUUUCCACUGGAUACCAUUAAAACCAGGCUACAGAGUCCCCAGGGAUUUAAGAAGGCUGGUGGUUUUCGUGGAAUAUAUGCUGGCGUUCCUUCUGCUGCUAUUGGAUCCUUUCCUAAUGCUUCUGCCUUUUUUAUCACCUAUGAAUAUGUGAAAAGUUCUUUGCACACUGAUUCCUCUUCAUAUUUGGUGCCUAUGAAGCAUAUGUUGGCUGCCUCUGCUGGAGAAGUGGUUGCCUGUCUGAUUCGAGUUCCUGCUGAAGUUGUUAAGCAGAGGGCACAGGUAUCAGCUUCUUCAAGAACAUUUACCAUUUUCUCUAACAUCCUAGCUGAAGAGGGCAUCCAAGGACUAUAUCGAGGCUACAAGAGCACAGUUUUGCGAGAGAUUCCUUUCUCAUUGGUCCAGUUUCCUUUAUGGGAAUCCUUAAAAGCCUUGUGGUCCUGGAGGCAGGACCAUGCGGUGGAUUCUUGGCAGUCGGCGGUCUGCGGAGCUUUCGCAGGCGGAUUUGCAGCUGCAGUCACCACACCUUUGGACGUAGCGAAAACAAGAAUUAUGUUGGCAAAGACUGGUUCCAACACUGCGAGUGGGAACGUGCUGUCUGCACUGCAUGGAGUGUGGCAGGCACAAGGGUUCUCAGGAUUAUUUGCAGGUGUCUUCCCUCGCAUGGCAGCCAUCGGUCUGGGCGGGUUCAUCUUUCUCGGGGCUUAUGACCAGACUCGCAGCUUGCUAUUGGAACUUGGCACAGAGUACCCAUGAAUCAGACAGCCCCAUAUCCAUUCUUUCAAGAUGAAGCUGCUGUCAGGACCGUCUCCCCUUCCGGUGAACAGCUGCUCAGCCAUCUGAAUACCAGAGCGCACAUGGCUGAAACCCAGUUCUGAUAAGAGGAGGACAUGGAGAUACUUCUUCUAUGCUGCAGGCCAAUGACGUCAUCAGCUUAUUUUGCCAAAAAGUUGAGAGGAAAAAGACUUUGGAAUAGUUUUUCUCAGAACCCCUUAGUAAGUAGUAAGCUGCUUAAUCCAAGUCCAGCUUUCUGUGUCUGCUCUUUCAUUCCCUGCUACUUAACAGCACUGUGUCAUGGAAGAUAUUUAAAAAUGAAGACUAGGAGGAAAGAUGUGGGUCUUUCUCCCUGGUUUAAUCCCUAUUAUGUAAACUUAAUAGUUUUGCUUCAAGGAGAACUACAGGUGCAUAACUAGGCUGCUGUUUCUGAUUGCCCUCAGGUUUCACCUGAAGAACACAACAUUAUUCUGAUUUACAAAGAAAUGUCAGCAGCCACUGACCAGGUGGCCCAACUGGCUUCAGGGCCUGGGCAACUCAUUUCUUCAUCCCAAAUCAGUAAGGUUAGUUGCCUGCUAGCUUUAAGCCUAACACUGGCCAGGGAAAGGACAAGAUGGAAAAUUACCACCGAGGCACUUGUCUAAUAAGCUCCAGGUGUUAGAAACAUUUAGCGAGAAAUCUCAAGAAUCUAGUGGUGUCGGGUCUCCCCUAGAGCAAUAAUAGCAGAGUAUUCUGUUUUGGGGAAAAGGUAAUUAAAGGCAGAAUGACUACUUUGUAGGGGCAGCUCUGGAAUUAAACCCAGCCCUGCUGGUUAAUGCAGGCAGUGGAAUGACCCCAGUCACACAAUUCAUGUUUAUAAAUGAACCUUUAUUAAAGACACUUCAUUGCCAUUUGUUAGACACUUCAAUAUUUUUUAGUUUUUUUCAAUGUACAUUAUACCAAAAUUCUAUAAAUAAAUAACUUUUUAUGUACAAAGUAAUACUUCCUCUUUCACAUUGCCUCUCAGAAGCAGCAAAUUCACAUAUUUUGUGGAAGUAACAUUAAACUGUUGAAAACAAAA
This is a messenger RNA of Suncus etruscus (white-toothed pygmy shrew), 1973 nucleotides long. It is a transcript of the gene SLC25A26, whose product is annotated as solute carrier family 25 member 26. Gene Ontology annotation, biological process: transmembrane transport. Gene Ontology annotation, cellular component: mitochondrial inner membrane. Lineage: Eukaryota; Metazoa; Chordata; Mammalia; Eulipotyphla; Soricidae. The transcript is spliced from 10 exons. The record is from RefSeq and is a predicted model, not a curated record. Gene Ontology annotation, molecular function: S-adenosyl-L-methionine transmembrane transporter activity. Bases 71 to 895 code for a protein of 274 amino acids.